Molecule: messenger RNA, 2878 nt
Organism: Topomyia yanbarensis
Lineage: Eukaryota; Metazoa; Arthropoda; Insecta; Diptera; Culicidae
Product: general transcription factor 3C polypeptide 3
Exons: 2
Coding region: 214-2865 (883 amino acids)
Biological process (GO): transcription by RNA polymerase III
Cellular component (GO): transcription factor TFIIIC complex
Molecular function (GO): protein binding
Source: RefSeq, a predicted model, not a curated record
UCAUCUCAGGCUUCUGUUGUUCUCGGAUAGUCGAUUUCGUUCAAAUAAUACUUAUUGCAAUGGUAUUAAAUUGUAUUUCAUUGUAAUUAUAAUUUAUUACUCGCACAGUAACCUGUUUUAACCAAUAAUCAGGUCAAGGAUAGUGAUAUUAGUUGGCAAAAUCGUGAGCCUUCGUAAAUUUGAAGAAGCAUCAAUCGCGAAAAUUAACUAAUAAUGUCUGACGAAGAAGCAUCGGAACCGGAUAGUGUCGUUAUCGAAGAAGUGGACGAGAUGCAAGUUGAUCCAUACGAAUUGUCACAAUUCGUGGAAGCAAGUUCGAUCCCGUUGCCUGGAGAACCCGGUGCGUCAAUAAUAAUUCAACCGCGGCGCCAGUUACGCGGGUCAACAGUGGCCUCUACUUCUUCCGCACCGUCCGAGUCGGAAACGGACGAUGAUAACCCACAGCAGAAUGAAAUAUGGAUUAAAAAGUUUGUUGCCGGAGAGAUUAGCUACACCGAGUAUCAAUCGAAAAUGCAACAGGGAGGCGAGCUGGAUCUGGAAGACGAAGAAAUUGGACUUCGGAAGAGGUCAACGCGAAAAUCGGUAGGGUUUGAAAAAGAUUAUACUUCUUCAAGACGGGACGCACUAAAAGGUAACCUCCAGGGGCCUCAGCAGGUGAAGGUGGAGGGAAAAGCUUCCAUGAAACGUCACAAGCGAUGUCUACCACCCGCAUUGCAGGGUUUGAUGGGACAGGCGAACUUGUGUUAUGCUAGAGGUGACACGGAAAUGGCUAAACAACUGUGUCUAGAAAUUGUUCGCCAAGUUCCGUUGGCACACGAGCCAUUCAUAACGCUGGCUCAAGUUUACGAAACGGAAGAUCCGGAGAAGUUUCUUCAGUUUUCUUUAAUAGCAGCUCAUUUAAACCCUUCUGAUGUUGACCAGUGGGUGAGAAUUGCUGAAAUCUCUGAAGAGCGUGGAAACCUGGACCAAGCGUUGAUGUGCUAUGCCAGGGCAAUUAAGACAGAUUCGAAGAAUUUUGACUUGCGAAUGAAACGUGUACAACUGCUGGAGAAGAAAGGUGAAGAAAAGCAAGCUUUCAAAUGCUAUUUCGCAAUGCUUCCCUACAUACCGAAACAGCGUGGUGAGUUUCUAGUUCAAACUGCGAAACGACUGGCAAAAAAGUUCCACGAGGAAAACAAUGUUGUGGCCGCUAUGGAAGCAAUGGAACGAGCUUAUGGAACAGUCCCGGAACUGUUUAGCGUAGAAGAUGUAAACUUACUACUGGAACUUCUAAUCGCCAACGGCAGCUACCGGCGUGCAUUGGAUGUUCUUAUGGCUCACGCAAACGUGGAAGUACAUGAAGUGAUAAACGAAAACCAGGAGAAUCCUUCCAUUUAUACGGUGGUAAUUCCGGAACAAAUGAUUUUGGAUUUCCGCACAAAGCUGGCAGUGGCUCUGAUUCAUUUAAAAUGUGAUCACCUAUUGGACAUGGUGGUGGAAGAUAUUCUGACUCAUAUACAAGUAGAAGAAGCUGGAGAUUGUUAUCUAGACAUUGCUGAAUCACUGAUGAAGGAGGAUCAGUACAACUACGCACUGAAACUGUUAGUUCCGUUGGUCGGAAGUGAGAAUUUCUCUCUAGCUGCUGUUUGGCUGCGCUACGCCGACUGUUUACGAGCUAUUGGAAAUUACGAUGAGUCGAUAAAUGCAUACAGGAAGGUUGUUUCAUUGGCACAACACCUAGACGCUAGGCUAACACUUUCUGCUCUGCUGAAACAGCAAGGAAACUACGAAGAAGCUCUCAAAGCGCUCGAACAGGAUCCGGAACGUGAAGUAAUGGAUGCGGAGCUGCUUUACGAAAGAUGUCUUAUGUUGAAGGAAGUAGGAAAAUACGAUGAGUUCCUAUCGGCCGGACUCAUGCUGCUGAUGCGUCACUGUAUUCCUCUGAAAAGUCGGCUUGAAAUGGGGACAGCAAUUUCGAUUAUGCGAUACAACGAAAUGAUACGAGGCAUUCAGGAGAUUAAGGUUUCACGUCAGGAACCAUUAGAUGAAGCUGAGCCAGAAUUUUCGCGAUCUGAAAACGAACCGUCAGCAGAGACCGAAUGGGAAUUAGUUCUCAGCUUGCUUCAAGUAGCAGAUUACAUGAAAAACUAUGCAUAUUUUCAGAAGCUGGUUUUCACACUGUGCACCGCAAAACGUUUUCAAAUCUAUCGCUCCGAGUUAUUGUGUCUCGCCCUGUUUGCCUGCCUGUACAACCGUGAUCCCUUGUACGCAUACAAUUUGGUUCGCGAGCGCGUAAAUCGAGAAAAGAAAUGUAAUAACCCUCGGCUUUGGAACCUGUUCAAUUUGGUGAUCUCGGUGACGGGAGAUAUUCGUUACAAUCGAUAUCUGACAAGACUCUUUGAGCGAGUCCCAAACAUGGACAUCAAUAUAAGAACCCUCCAAGCGAACUAUCACCUGAACGCGGGGACAUACAGAUACGCACUUAACGACUACAGUAAAAUCUACCAGAAAACGGGCGAUCCAAUUCACGCAAUGCUCAUUGCCGUUACGUUAACGCAGGUCGCUUGUCAGAAAUUCAGCAACAAAAAGCAAGCGCUGGCCUCACAAGCCAUUGGCUUUAUUGAAAAGUAUCGCAAAACACGACCAGGCGAACUUGCAAAUGAAAUUCAUUACAACAUUGGACGGAUGUACCAUCAGCUGGGACUGCACAGCUUGGCGGUGGAGCACUACAAACGAGCGCUGGAAGCCAGGAGUGAAGUGGUGGAGCAGAAUGCGGAACAUUUGGAUUUGCGGGCGGAGAUUGCGUUCAAUCUGAGCUGUAUUUACAGAAGUAAUAAAAACUUUGAGCUGGCGAGAAAGUAUCUGUACGAUUACGUUGAAAUAUAGUAAGUUAGACAAA